Molecule: messenger RNA, 1675 nt
Organism: Clarias gariepinus (North African catfish)
Lineage: Eukaryota; Metazoa; Chordata; Actinopteri; Siluriformes; Clariidae
Gene: gpr25
Product: G protein-coupled receptor 25
Exons: 1
Coding region: 38-1168 (376 amino acids)
Biological process (GO): immune response; G protein-coupled receptor signaling pathway
Cellular component (GO): membrane
Molecular function (GO): G protein-coupled receptor activity
Source: RefSeq, a predicted model, not a curated record
AUAGAUUUUAUAUGCUUUGCCAGUCAGAUGAGUACAGAUGGCAAGCAGCACUGAGGUGCCAUACUUUCAUACAACGAUGGAAAAUGUUACUGAUUUUGAAAUCUAUUAUGACUAUGAGUUAAAUGGCACAGAAGUUACUGCAGUGAAGGAGCAUCCUCUUUCCAUGUCUCACAUCUAUCUCCCAAUGUUGUAUUUCAUCAUGUUCUUUGCUGGAUUCACUGGGAACCUGUUUGUCAUCAUAGUCAUUGGUAAUAGGCACAAGAAGAAUGCACGACUGGUAGAUACCUUUGUGCUAAAUCUUGCUGUAGCAGACCUGGUGUUUGUUUUCACUUUGCCCUUAUGGGCCAUUGCAGCUGGGCAGCAUGAUCAUUGGCCAUUUGGGGCACUCCUGUGCAAGAUCAGCAGUUAUGUCAUCACCGUCAAUCGUUUUUCCAACAUUUUCUUUCUGACAUGUAUGAGUGUGGACCGCUACCUUGCCAUAGUGCGCCUUAUGGACUCCCACUUUCUCCGAAGCAGCAAAUGCAUACAUCUCACCUGUGGAGUGGUAUGGGGAUCAUCGCUGAUCCUGGGUACACCUUCACUGGUUUAUCGAAAGCUGAAUGGUGAAAGUGGCUCUUGUAUAGAUGACCUGGAGUCCUCCUUCUUCCAAGGAAUGAUUCUGUUGACAGUCUUUCUGACCUUUGUGCUUCCCGUCCUAAUUAUCCUCCUGUGUUAUGGCUCAAUCAUGGUCAAACUGGAGCACCACUGUGUCACUGCUGGAAAUUCACGUGCUGAAGCCCGAUGUCGCCACUCGCUUAAAAUUGUUUUCACUAUCAUUAUAGUCUUUCUGGUAUCUUGGCUGCCCUACAAUGUGCUAAGAACAAUUCAAGUCAUCUUCAAAAUCAGCAACGGCAAGCUGAAUUAUGACACCUACUUGGUUUUGGCUAGUGGGCUCAUCAUCUCCUCCUGCCUUGCCUUCCUGAACAGUUGUUUGAAUCCAGCCAUUUACUUGUUCCUGGAUAGGCAUUUCAGACGCAGUGCAGCUGCACAGUGCAAAUCCUGCAUGAGCAAGGGGGAUAUACAGCAGAUUAACAUGUCCUCUAACUCAACUGCUUCGAAUGCCAUCUCAGAGAGCCAGGGAAGCACUGGAAUUCGAGGCCAAAACAUCUCCCUCACUCAGAAGAAGUGAUCUCUUCUCAGCCACAUCUGUCUACAGGUUACACAAGUUAUACUUAAAUAUAUUUUGAUAUAUUAUUUUUAUGAAUGCAUUAAAAUAUUAUAAUUGCAGCAGGAUAUGUUAAUGUCAUUUCAUAGCAUUAUGUUUGUGGUUACUCUAAUUUGUAACAAAACUUUCUUGGCUUUGCUUGAAAAUAGUAAAAUCUUUAAUUAUUGUUUCUUAUCUAUCUAUUUUAUAAAUAUUUACUGUUAAUUGCUGUUUGUGUCAUUUUAAUUUUCAUGUUUAUAAAGGGUAUAUGUGUAUUUGUGGCAUAAAAAUAUUUUCACCAUUUUAGUCCAGUUUGGCCAUGUUAUAGAUUUAGAGAAGCCAAUAGGAUUUUUUAUUAAAUGUGCUGUUUUGCUUAACAGAAUCUGUUCCCGAAUGUUAGGAAAUGCACCCAGUUGUGUCUUUAACUGCUUUAGAUAAAUCAGUGCUUAAACUGCUUAUUACUGAUUUUAGGAUAACAUAGAAAACAUAAUU